AUGGAGCUUAACAGACUAGUCGAGAGUGGAGUAUUGGAUCCAGUGAAUGUUAGUGAAUGGGCUACACCCGCUGUUCCAGUCAUGAAAAAAGAUGGAUCACUCAGACUCUGUGGUGAUUUCAAAGUCACCAUUAACCUAGUCUUGACUGCUGAAAAAUAUCCACUACCCCUCAUUGACAACCUCUUUUCAGGUUUAGCUGGAGCACAACCAUUCAGUAAGAUAGACUUAUGUCAGGCCUAUCUACAGAUGCAUGUGGACCAAGAGUCACAAGAACUGUUGACCAUAGUGACUCACAAAGGACUGUACAGGUACCGGAGGCUUCCUUUUGGAAUCACCUCAGCUCCGGCCUUGUUUCAGAGAGCUAUGGACCAGAUACUGCGCGGGCUCACUUGGGUCCAAUGUUACCUCGAUGAUCAACUCAUCACCGGCAAAGACGAGCAGGAGCACCUGAGAAACCUGAAUGCUACACUACAGAGAUUGGAGGAGUACGGUCUGAGGGUCCGGAAGGACAAAUGCAAGUUUUUCUGGCCCUCUGUUGAGUACCUGGGCCACGUCAUCGGCAGUUCGGGGCUCCACAAGGUGCCAUCGAAGGUGAAGGACGUUGCGGAAGCUCCGUAUCACCCUGCAACGAACGGCCUCGCUGAAAGAAACACUCCACACGCUACAACCAACGUGGCACCCGCGUCAGCCAUGAUGAAAAGACAGCUUUGCACGCGACUCGACCUCCUGUGA
Oncorhynchus gorbuscha (pink salmon) is the source of this 732-nucleotide messenger RNA. RefSeq lists its product as uncharacterized. The coding region runs from base 1 to 732 and encodes 243 amino acids. NCBI's taxonomy places the organism in Eukaryota, Metazoa, Chordata, Actinopteri, Salmoniformes, Salmonidae. The transcript is spliced from 2 exons. The record is from RefSeq and is a predicted model, not a curated record.